GUGUGUGUGUGUGUUAGCUCUGCUACUCAUGAUGAAGAAUUAGAAACAGGGUGAGGAAGGCAUGAGUGCGUGGGGGCUGUUUGUCAUCCCCCAGGAGUAGUUGCUCUGGAGCGGGAAGGAAACUAUCUGACCUCUACGUGGAUCUCAUUUGACAGUCGCAGUGAGGGAACAGAAUCCCCCGUGAGGCUGAAGGCACUCUGACUAUUUUAGAGGAAGAAGCUUUAAUUUCUAACUCGAGGCUGCCCCUUUUUCUUAAUAUACGCAGCCUGGAUUUCAGGAAUAGCGUUGCUCAUGUGGUUUUUGCAGGAAGGUGAGGUUUGUCAGAAAUAGAGCUCUUUUUUCAGCCCUUGAUUGAGGGAGACUGUGAAUGUGACUGUUAUAUUUAUGGACAAAAUUCAGGUCAAUUCCCUUUUUCACUGUUCUUCUAGGAAUAUCACAGUCACUCGCUUGUCAUUUUUAGAUCUGCAGAGAAAGGCAUGCCUCCCAUUUCCUUAUUGCGUUACGUCUCGUGGACACAUCACAUCUCGGGACUGUUUUUGUUUACACACUCACAAUUUGUCCCCACAGCCCUAAUAGUGUUAACGCUAUUUUUAGUUUUAGAGACACACUGUCACAACCCUUGACCCAUUAUACUCGCACAGGCAAAGAUGCACAAACACAGUGUUGUUUGUGUGUUUGUGUCCUGUAGUGACUUCGGAGGCAAACAGCUCUCUGUAAAUAGAAAGUGGAAGAGGGAAUGAAAAAAAAGCUUUAACAUUGCCGCUCUCACCGGCUGCAUAGUUCAAUUCCUGCUCUGUGCUCAAUGCUGCAGCCCCAGAUUUCACAGGUUUACAAAGGCUGAGCUCCUCCAUUGUGGGAUACAAAUCCUCAUGUAGAAAACAGAAACGUAGGCUGACACUCCUCAUCGUUCCAUUCUGUACCAAAGGUUGGGUCAUCCUGUCUCUCUCUGAGAAACGUGACUUACAUGAAUAUGUGUUUAUUCUUGACAACUUCACUGGUAGGCUGCCUUCAUACAGUAUAUUAGUUACAGGUUAAUCCUCUGGUCACAAUACACGAGAGCUGCUUCAAGACAAUAUGCUGAAAUGUUCCAGACCGGUUGUGUGGGAUUAUUCAAAUGUUGGAGUCAGUUGCUUGGGACAUUUUCCAGAGCUUUUCCUGCGAGUUGAAUGUUUAGAGAAUGUUUGAUUGAGCCCAUGUGAGAAUAGAGCAGGAAAAUGUCCCCUGUGUUGAUGAUGUUUCUAAGAAAGCUGAAGACAAACAAAAGAAUGUUAAUACUACAAAUGUAUAAGUCAUGUCCUGCCUCCUGCAUGUUCUACCCAGACCCCCCCGCCCCCUCGCCUGAAUGUCCCAGACAUUUACCUGUUCAUGUGAACGUGUCCCUGUGUAUCGAGUCUACUAUGGACUCAUGACUGGCUUGAGCUCCAUGUCUAUGAAGUUCAUUCUAUUCUAUGAAGGCGUCUUUGCAGCUCAAAAUCCACUACAGAUAAAUAUCUAAUUGUUGGUAGCUUUUCGAAAUGGAUGAUCCCGAACUUUUCAACUUCCACAACUACUUGUUUUGGUUGAUUUUCUACUUGUCUUGUACCUUCAUUAUUUUGUAUAUUCUCACCAUAAUCGUAAAUGACACCUUUUUGCCCACAAUGAUUAUCAGGUUUAAAUAAAGACAUGCAUUCAAACAAAUGGGACAGUAGAUCCAUCUGCAGUAUAGGCUGUCUGCAGCCUCCCCUCCUCAUGUGCUCCCAGAGCCUUUCCCUGAGAGUGCGGCCUACUUUUCAGAACACCAGGAAUAUCCAGCAGGCUGCUAUUAGCGCGCCUAAUGUGAACCAAGCAAAGAGGGAAUAGAGAGAACGGAAACCUGCGGAUAAUUGCGGCGCUAAAGACCUCGCGCUCCUUCACUUAAGCACAUGAAGUAUCCUCUCCCGUACAGACACAGGCAGACAGUCAGGUGUGUGUGUACGCGUUGCACCAUGAGCUGCAAAUGUGGCUGUGCUGUGUAUGCUCGGCUCGCAGGGCACUGGCACGUACAUACUCAUUUGGUAAUCUUACGCGGAGCAUGUGUGAGUCUUUUAGUGGAUUCUGUAAAGAACGGGGUUUAUUCUUUGUGAUAAAUCAAAUCAAGUGUGAUGCAGAGCUAAUCGCAUUAGUGCAGGCGAGCUAUUAGCAGCUGGAGAGGAAAAGUGGCAACUUUGAAUAUAGAGGUAGUUAAAGUGAGACUGUGAGGAGAGCCAUUAGCACAUAAAGAGCAGAGGUGCAAAGAACAGUAACAGUAUCGCUAGUAGGUGGUGCAUCUCUGAAAAUAGACUCAAGCUCAAGACUGGUUCCAUGUGGUAUUAAGAUACUGUAAUAUACAUUUGCUGCUUUUCAUGUGAAAAACAGCUGGGUUUGUUGGUGUAAGUGUUUCCUCUCUGCACCUGGGCUCGGUUUCCUCCUGCUGUAAAUCUUGAGUUUCACCCAAAGUGGUUUUUACUCAACAUGCUUUAAGUCAUUCCCCUUCGUUUAGAGACGAUAAGUUGGAGUUCAGUGGCUAAAUCUCUGUGUCUGGAGGACACAGACGUGUCUGUAGUCUUCUGCAUGACACAGCUGAAAGAAAGUAGAAUGUGUCUUUGCCCAAAGUUGAGGGAGGAGUGUGCGUGUCCCUCCCUUAAGUUGGAGUUGAUUGAGCUUAAUUUAUGUCCGUCUACCUGAAACCUCCCUGCUGCAGUUCGACAUGCAACCUUCACACAGAGACUACAGAGGAAAGUGCUGCUGCAGUCAGAGUUGCCAGUGGUUUAAACAUUGAUGCUACUUGAACAUGUUUUCAAGAGUAAUGCCAAAGCUCCGUUUGAGUUUCUAAAAAUAAGCCGGAGAAAUAACACCUGGCGUGAUGUGAGCUCAAGCUGUUUCCAGUCCCGACUCAAACCCUGAGGAGUGAAAGAAUAACCUGUGCUGCUGUUUGUGUUUGCAGUAUCCACUGACGCCCACACGGUGGCAGGAUAGAAACACAUUUUCCCCCUUGAAGUGGCCGUUCUUAUGACAUCAUUCCCGCCGGGGCCUCGGCUUCAAUAAAACCAGAAUAAAUAUUAUAGUGUCCUUUGUCAGGCCAACAGAAAUAUUUCCCAGCCCUUAUAAAAUACAGGCUCUUUCCUUCUUCACAUGCGAGGGGCGAGGCGGACGCAGAGCCAACCGAUGCACAGCUCGAGACCCUGAUUGGCUUGAGUGCAGCCUAAAAAUAGAUGGAUCUAAUAAAUCCAACUCUGGUGUUAUGAGUUUAUUUAACAGCAAGAGAGUUUGGGUAAUAAUGUCCUUCAGGCUUCUGUGUGUGAUGCUAUUCCCAGGGAUGGUUCCAUGAAGCCGGGGACUAAACUCUUUUCCUGUUCAACACUGGCACUGAUGUCAUUUCAGUCAAUGGAGGAGUAAUAUCUCCACCAGUGCUUUAUAGUCCUUAGAUUUCAUCAUGUCAUUGUGUUGUCGUUUUUGGUCCUAUAUUUUCUUCAAUCAAAUCGAAUAUACUUUAUUGUCCCAUGGGGGAAUUUUUCUCGGGUUCAAAGUGCCACUGCAGAACAGUUCAUUAUACAACAAACAACGAAAACAAAAAGAGUACACAAGGACAUAUCACGUUAGACCCAAAAUAAUAAAGCUGAAUAAAUGUGACUAUAUGUGAGAACACCAAUGUCUGAGUCAGUUGCUCUGGACAUUCUCCAGAUCUCCUCCUGCCAAAACCCCUGUUAAAAUGUUCAGAAAAUGUCCGAGUCCAUUCGAGAACACAGCAGGAAAAUCCAUUAACAGCGAAGGUUCUUACAUGUAUAACUGAGAAAAACUCAAAACAAUACAGAUAUCUCCGGAUGGGAAAGAGCUGCCACACAGACAGAAGAUGCAGAUGAGGGUUGACAACUUGAAAAGACGAUGAGACUUUGGCGAUGAGGUGUGAUUUGCUGAUCAAGUGCUUUCCAGAGCAGACUUUAUACGUCAGGUCCUACUUCCUACCGUUUGCCGUGUGCAUCGACUCGCCUGAAUGUUUACUUUCCUGUUCUCAUGAACACGUCGGACCUGGACAACGUCCUGCUGCGUUUCCUCGAAACUCUGAAAAAAUGCCUGUACAGAAUCUUUCGGACGUUUUCCAGAGUCUGGAAACGGUUUGAGGAAUCCUUUCCAACAAGGCCUCUUGCGUUUCUCUGAGUGUGCAGCAGUCGAACCCAAACACACCCAAAUUAAUCCACCUACAAAGUCACACUCAUCCGGAUCUUAAAGGAGCUAUUCACCUUUUCCAAACACAAACGUGGAACCAUGUGCCCGGGCAUGUUUCUACGUUUUCCUUUUCGAAGCAGGCGUUCGGGGGGGAAAAACACACAAGCCACAGCUGACUGUGUUCUCUGUUCAGUGCGGCCGCCGCUCUGUGAGUGUGCGUGCCUGAGACCACAUCACAUUUACACCUCUCCCGCUCUUCCCUUCAUCCACAUAUGCACAUGCAGAAUGCAGCCUGGGAGUUUCCCAACACCUGUGAUUGGCAUCAUAGCACCGGUGAAGUGGACACAAGUCGGUGCAGGUAUCCGAACCAAAACCGAAACCCGUGUGGCUGUUCUUUCCUCCCCAUCGGAGUGUCCUCAUGCACAGUGUUUGUGCUAAUCUGUCAGUGUGCUAAUCAGUUGUCACACUCUCCCCCUCUUCAUGCUUUAAUGAUAAGUGUCUAUAAGUAGAAGCUCUGUUUUUCAUUUAAUUUGGGGGGGUACAUGCUCUCCUGGGGGCCGCGGGUUGCCGGUGGGACAGCUUGCAGCGAUUAGGGCCAGUGUGCGCACGUCGCAGCGCUGCAUUAUUAGCGGGCCAGUCAAUCCACAGUGGAAAUCAAAAGCAGGGACUCAGGAAAUGGGCGUUGAGUGAGGUCAUAUCCCAGUGAGGCAGCACGUGGUCCAGGUCGGGAAAAGCCAGGACAGGUACCGUGGGAUUAUGGGAACACGCAGUAUCCUAUCAGGCCGAGGAUUGGUUCACUGCCUUGUCUGAGAUUGAAGGUGGCGCACGUGCAGCAGGGGGUCUGUGUGUGUGUGUGUGUGUGUGUGAGACGGGUUGGAAAGGUGACACAGGUGAGGUGAGCGGUCAGGAGGAUUUUCGGAUGCUGGAGGGACGCGGCAGAGGAGCGAGGAGAGGUCACUGCGCCCUGUUGCCUCUGCCCCUGGGUCAGCUCCCUCUCAGCAACCCCUCCAGGCACAUAGAGAGCGGCGUGAUGAAACAGAGGAGUGUGCGUUGAGUCUCUCUCCUCCUUCCCUGCCACAUUCGCUCAGUCCCUGCCGAGGAACCUGCCAGGGACGCAUCUACGGGGAAAGGACUGUUAGAGAUCGGUGAUUGACAGAUUGAGAGCCGCUGGCACAAAGCGAAGGAGAAGGAAGCUCAAUAUCAGCGAAUUCGGGGAAAAGCUCCUGAUCCGCCACAGCGACACACCUGAAGACUAAAAUGGCCAAAGACAUGAAGAAUCGACUGGCUUUCCUGCGGAGGAGGAAUGAAUCUCCAGGAAGCAACCCAGCCAGCAAGCUAGACAAGUCUAUGAGGUCAGUCAAGCCCACCCCAGAGGAGGCACUGAAAUGGGGGGACUCGCUCGACAAGCUGCUGGCGCACAAAUAUGGCCUGGCGGCGUUCCGAGCUUUCCUGCGCACCGAGUUCAGCGAGGAGAAUCUGGAAUUCUGGCUGGCGUGCGAGGAGUACAAGAAGAUCAAGUCGCAGUCCAAGAUGGCCUCGAAGGCCAAGAAGAUCUUUGCAGAAUACAUCGCCAUCCAGUCGUGUAAAGAGGUAAAUCUGGAUUCGUACACCCGGGAUCACACCAAGGACAACCUGCAGAAUGUGACGCGCUCCAGCUUUGACCUCGCGCAGAGGCGGAUAUACGGGCUGAUGGAGAAGGACUCAUACCCUCGCUUCAUCCGCUCAGAACUCUACUUGGACUUAAUCAACCAAAAAAAGUCCAGCUCCACUUCGACUUCGUCUUCGUCAUAAGAGACCGGGAAAAAGACGAGAAAGCGAUGAUGAUGACGAGAGAAAAAAAAUGGGGCAGACUUGAAGAAAAAAAGCAACACACGGCGGGGCGGGUGGGAUGUGAGGUUCUUUGUUUGCCUUUUUAUUUUUUUUUCAAUUUCUCUGUGUGUGUGUGUCAUCCUCUCCACUAUUUUAUUUGAAUUUUUUUGUGGUGUGACAUGACGCGGCAAAGCUCUAUGGCACUGCAAAGGAAUGUAGUUUACACAGUUACCAGAUGGAUGGAUGAAUGAAUGGAUGGACUGAUGAAUGGAUGUUAACCGGAGGAAAAAAACAAUAUAGAAGCCCACACGCGAGGGCUGGAGCGAGAGCUGGAUGCUCGUCUGAUCACUGUUUGCUUUUUGUCAGUGUCUUGUGAGGGAACAACGACAUUUGUGUGUGUUCUUGUGGAGUUGUACUGGAGAAAAGGAGGGGUCACUCCAAAAAAAAAAAGAGAAAACCCUGCAGACAUAAAGACAGUCGGGUACUGUUCUGUCACUUCCUUUCCUUUCAUUUUCUUUUUGAAACCCCCCCUCCUUUCCUCCUCCAUGUCCCAUGUGAAGCCACUUCUAAAGCUGUUGGUACGACGCGACAUCCUUUUUUCUCCACGUUCUCAUUUCCAUCGGGGGCAAAACGACGAGACGAUGUCUGAAUGAAAACUAGUCAUCUCUGCUAAACCCCCACGACCUCUCAACGCUUCUGUAAACCGCUUUCACUUCAUCCAGAAAGACUGUGAGCGCUCAGCGGAGACGGGGGCGGGGGGGGGCAAGGACUCGACGUGUAUAAAUAACGGACGGUGUGAAGAAACACAGACGUGUGUCACUCUCACAUUCAAAGACAUUUAAAAAAAAAAAAUCACACUCUUAAGCCAGAGAUGGAAAGUGAAAGAGAAAACCACGACGACUUGCUUCCUGUCUCCAAAGACUGUUUACAACAAGGAUCGACGACUCAAGCAGAAAAAAGGAUCGACCGUUCGGUGCAGCCAAGCAACAUUUCCUUUACCAUUGUAGCUCAUGGUGGACAAACCGAGGAAGCGUUCUCAGGACAUUGCCACGACAGGUUUCCGGCUCUUGUUUUUUUCUUUUCUACACACACACUCGCUGUUGUCUGUUUGUUCAUAUUUUUUUUUUUAAAUGUUUUAAGAUUUCCGACCUGCACUCCCUAGUUCUGCUGAGCAACGCACACGUGAGGCUGCUCGUGUCACAGUGCGAGGAAAAAAAAAGAAAUCACUGCUCCACGUUGUACAGAGGUUUCGCCUAUUUAUUUAGAUUAACAGGCUGGAUGCUUCAACACACACACACCCUCACCUCCUCAAAGCACUCGGCUCAAAGCUCUCACUCCUCUUAACCACCAAACAGGUCCAAUGCUGUCCUGAACUUUAAAGUGCAAUAUUUCGUUUUGUUAUUAUUUUUGGUUUGUUCGUUGAUCUCGAUGAUAUUUUGACUUUUUAACGGCGGAAGACGAACGGCUUGAGCUCUGUAUUAACUUUAUUUGUUAAGAGAAGAAAAACAAAAAAAAACUUUAGCGCUAUAAGGUUGACUUACAACGUAAACUUUCAAGAACCAUUAAGUAGUUUAAGGAAUUUUAAGCAAGUGAUUCUAAUUGUGUGUCGACCCCCCCCCCCCCCCCCGGCAGCAGGCAGCCGGGGGACGUUAUUGUUGUAAAUAUAAUUCUUUAAGAAAACUAUGUGAUAACACAUUUAAAAACAAACAAAAAACACGAAGCGGAUCGGUCUCGGCUGGUGAUGAACGUGGGACUCAUCUGUAUCUAUGUAAAUAUGAGAGACUCAGAACUAUAAGAUGACGUGUAUUGUUUAAAAAAAGUGAUAAAAGAUACAGCGAUAGGUGAGCGAGAGCAGGUCCAGUCUGCUCCUGUCCCUGGUCAUACACUGCUUGUUAGGAGUUUUCUGAAAUGCAUUUUUAUCAUUUUCACUGUUUACAAUUCAAAAUGCAUCUCCCAUGAUAACAAGUGAAAAACAGUAGAGUACAUUUGGUGUCAUCGCUAAUGAUAAAUAAACCAACCAACUGAUGAAGUAAAGACA
Platichthys flesus (European flounder) is the source of this 8008-nucleotide messenger RNA. It is a transcript of the gene rgs3a, whose product is annotated as regulator of G protein signaling 3a. Bases 5419 to 5952 code for a protein of 177 amino acids. Lineage: Eukaryota; Metazoa; Chordata; Actinopteri; Pleuronectiformes; Pleuronectidae. Gene Ontology annotation, cellular component: plasma membrane; nucleus. The transcript is spliced from 5 exons. Gene Ontology annotation, biological process: signal transduction. The record is from RefSeq and is a predicted model, not a curated record. Gene Ontology annotation, molecular function: protein binding.